Drosophila ananassae is the source of this 496-nucleotide messenger RNA. Its product is annotated as heparan sulfate 2-O-sulfotransferase pipe-like. The record is from RefSeq and is a predicted model, not a curated record. NCBI's taxonomy places the organism in Eukaryota, Metazoa, Arthropoda, Insecta, Diptera, Drosophilidae. Gene Ontology annotation, molecular function: sulfotransferase activity. Gene Ontology annotation, cellular component: membrane. The transcript has a single exon. Bases 1 to 318 code for a protein of 105 amino acids.
AUGCAACGGGCCAAGAAGAACAUUGAAGAGCGCUACGCAGUGGUUGGAACCUGGGAGGAUACCAACACUACUCUGACGGUGCUGGAGGCCUAUAUUCCUCGGUUCUUUGCCGGAGCUAAGGAGGAGUAUUAUAAGAUGAGAAAAUUCCUGGGAAACUUUAACAGAAACCAAUAUAGGCCCACUGUAAGCGAUCGGGUGAGAGCAGUGCUCAGUCGGAAUCUCACCCAGGAAAUCGAAUUGUAUCAGUUUAUCAAACACCGACUAUACAAACAGUAUAUAGCGCUCCAACUGGACUUAGAUCCCAGGCUGAGAGAAUAAUUAGACUCAAAAUAACUAGCCAUUAAGAGUUUUCUUUGAAGAGUAAUAAACUAUGCUAACUUAUAACCUGGCCUGAUCUUUUCUGGUUUCAAUCUAACACUUCUUUGGUAAACUUUCGAUUGGUCGUAGGAACUUCGGUAUAUUAUGCUCAGUUAAGCCCCAUAUACAGCCUAUUGUC